Messenger RNA from Strongylus vulgaris, 225 nucleotides. The record is from the annotation of a GenBank genome assembly. Lineage: Eukaryota; Metazoa; Nematoda; Chromadorea; Rhabditida; Strongylidae.
AUGGCGUCCACAUUAGCUGACGUACGAGUCAUCGUCCUUGCACCAUCCUAUGAAGCACCUGUGACCAUAUCGAGAGUUCAGAGUGAGUUCCCACGAUUGGUAAUUGACCGAGAUGUGAAUGGGGUAUGGCGAAUCUAUCAAGCAUCCAAUCACGAUCAGAUAAUUUUUGACAGGUACACUAGGAAUCUUUUCAAAAUUGUGUAUCGGUGUAUCAAUCCAUACUGA